AUGCUGUUCAGAGAAACUGAAGAAGGCUGGGUGGAAGAUGCAAAAUUGGAGGGCCAUUCUGACUGGGUACGGGAUGUAGCUUGGGCUCCCAGCCUUGGUAUGCUGUAUCCAACUAUUGCUUCCUGCUCCCAAGAUCGUCGGGUCAUAGUCUGGAAGGAGAUCCAAGGGUCUUGGGUACCUCAGGUCCUUCAUGUCUUUGAGGACGUCUUGUGGCAUGUGUCUUGGGCACUCACUGGCAAUAUCCUUGCUGUGAGUGGAGGAGAUAACAAGGUGAGCCUUUGGAAGGAAACCCUCGAUGGUGAUCAGUGGGUCUGCAUAAGCAACCUCUCCAAGGGUGAACAGUGACUACAUCCUUCUAUAUUUUUCAAUUUCAAGAGUUCUCUGCCAAAGUGCCCAGAUAUAUAAUUUAAGCAAAAAAUGAGCAGUAGUAGAGAAGGAGGUUCUCGCCGCCAUUACCCCAGUGGAAGUGGAAGUGGUAGUGGUGUUGGCUCAGAAAGAAGUCCCCCAACUCCUGAAGUGGAAAUUUCUACCCUCUCCAGGACAGUUCCUUGUUAUCCAAUUGCACGAGGCUCAUCGGGGCCCAUGUUGAAUCCAACCUGGGGCCAGUUUUAUAGACCUGAGUUGACACAGCAUGUUCAAAUGAACCAUAGGGAGUACCUGGAAAAGCAGAUCAAUCGGUUGGCAGAUGAUUCUCAUGCCCUGCGCCUUCAGUGUAGGAAAGUGUCCAUCGAUUUGAAGAUGACCCGUUCCCUUGUGAGAUUAGCUGAAAUUCAGGCCACCCUCCAAGAACAGCGGAUUCUCUUUCUGAGGCAACAAAUCCAUGAACUGGAAAGCAUGGGUUCCUGCACAUCUAAUUCCUAUCACAGUCAUGGAGACACUUGACAUUUGAGAUCCUCUUCCUUUUUCUCUGCUUGUCUAUAUUGUUUAUUUUGGUUUCAACUGAAAAAUAAAAAUUCAUUGUGA
Molecule: messenger RNA, 963 nt
Organism: Darwinula stevensoni
Lineage: Eukaryota; Metazoa; Arthropoda; Ostracoda; Podocopida; Darwinulidae
Source: the annotation of a GenBank genome assembly